Drosophila takahashii is the source of this 975-nucleotide messenger RNA. RefSeq names its product Glutathione S transferase E13 (gene GstE13). The record is from RefSeq and is a predicted model, not a curated record. Gene Ontology annotation, molecular function: glutathione transferase activity. NCBI's taxonomy places the organism in Eukaryota, Metazoa, Arthropoda, Insecta, Diptera, Drosophilidae. Gene Ontology annotation, biological process: glutathione metabolic process.
UCUUUGGGAGAAUGUCGAAGCCAACGCUGUAUUACGCCCUUUUUAGCCCUCCGGCCAGAGCAUGCAUCCUGAUAGCGAAGCUAAUUGGUCUGGAUCUGGACCUCAAGCCCGUUGAUUUCGCGAAGAAGGAACAUCUGAGCGAGGAGUUUGUGAAGCUAAACCCCCAGCACCAAAUCCCAGUGCUUGUGGACAGCGACGGUGAGGUUUACGUGGAUAGUCACGCCAUUGUGUGCUUCCUGGUAUCCAAGUAUGCAGGCGACGACCAGCUGUAUCCAAGGGAUCUGAAAAGGCGAGCCCACAUAGAUCAUCGCAUGCACUACGAGAACGGAGUGCUCUUCCAGGUGAUCAAGGACAUUGUGGCGCGAAACAUUUACGGUGGAGAGGGCGAGUUCAACCCCCGUUCUUUGACACUCUGCCACAACGCCUACUCCGAUCUGGAGCACUUCUUGCAGACUGGAAGUUUCGUAGUGGGCAGCGAACUUAGCGUGGCCGACGUGUCCAUCCAUACCACUCUGGUGACCCUGGAUUUGCUCAUACCAGUGGAGCGGGAGAAGUACCCGCAGACAAGGGGCUGGAUGGAACGCAUGGAUAAACUGUUGCCGGACAACGAGGAGAUCAAUCUCAAGGGUGCCCAAGCCCUGCAGACCCGCAUCCUGAAUUGCAUGGCUGAGAACAAAGCCAAGAAUCAGUGAUUCUUCCCUUGUUUUGCCUUUACAGAAUCUACAGAAUAUAUUGCCAGUUAAUUUAAAUGAAUUUCGAAACAAUUCUGUAAAAGCAACCUCUCUUAAUUGACUCACAUGUAUAAACUGGAAUUUAUUUGUAUUUUAUUGGUAAUUUGUUAGGCUAGUUGGCUUAAAUUCAUGCUACUCUAGAUUCUUAUGUCUUUUGAUUUGGAAGUCCAGUGUACAAUAUGUAUAUGUAGUUAGCGAGAGUUCCGAUUCAUGCAAAUUAACUAAACUUGCCACUAAACAGUUA